UUUGUUAAAUUUUUAUCAACAUUUAAGAUUAUGUGCGGGUCGUGUUUUGGUGAUUGCCGGCAAAAAAAUCGAAUGAAAUCUUACGGGCGUUGAUAAAAUGCUGCCGCUUUUGUUUACACUCAAACAGUAUUGCUUCAGCUGGUAACGUGUAAAGUACUGAGUAUCUAGAAUCAGGAUUCGUAGCCGUUAGCAACAAUUGAAAACCAAAACAAACAGCGAAUCUCAAGUGUUUGCAUGUUUGUGUAUUUAAAACUGCUAAUUGUAGACAUACGCCCACCUCUACGAAUAACAAAUAUAUCCGGAACUUACAUACAAAUCACACAAAAAUGCCCGAUGUGCAAUUUUUUGCAGUGCUUCCACAACAGAACAGACAGGUGUCUAAAAUUCGAUUACACGGUACUUUGGACCCAAAUGCUGAACAAUUUUCGGUGAACUUUGUGAACGACAGGACAUGCAUUGCACAACAGAAUAUAGCGUACCAUUUCAAGGAGAUCGUCAGCACGUAUCCUCAAGUUCUGAUCGAAGAUUAUAAAGAGAAUGGCGAGUGGCAGGACUAUCAGGAGAAGGAGCUGUCGGCUUUUGAUGCAACAGCUUUUGCGUUAGAGUUUUCACUGAAUUAUGAGACGAAUCAAAUACAUGCCUAUAACAUACAGGAUGAUGGUGUUAACAUACUCUCAUCCUACGAUGUUCAGGUUCCGCUCCAACAUAUUCAGGCGUUGCAAGUGUGGGGCAAUGUGGACAAGGUCACUGAGCUAACAUUGCUCUAUGAAUAAAGUCGAGGUUAGCCUCUUCCCCCUUUUCUCUCUCCAAUCGUUUCUCAUUCUAUAUACUCGUACAUAUAUAUUAUUAUUGCUUUUUGAGAAUAGCGCUUGCUGUUUUGUUACUUGCUUGGUUGGUUUGGUUCGGUUUAAUGAUUUCAUUUAAUUGUAAGUACUUGUAGUUAGCAAUGCACGUAGUUCCAAUUGAAUUUCCAGCACCAACUUACCACGUUACCAAAAAUUUAGUUGCAGCUCUUCAAGUUGCGCCUGCGCUGUAUGCUACACUAUUUUUAACCGUCACUUCCGCCGCUGCUGCCGCUUCUGCCGACGACGCUUCCAGCUCCUAAACAAAAAAAAAACCAAAGACUAGUUCUAAGUAACCAAACGCCCUUUCUUAACGUGGACUGGACUUACGCGAGGAGUUUUCAGUGAGUGAGCGAUCUAUAUCGUGCGGUUUGACUUAGGAAGUGGUAUAGAGAAGAAUCUCUUCUUUCUUUCUAAUGCCAUACUUAUAUUCCCAUUAUCAAUUAAUGUCAAUUUAUUUGUUUUCCUUACAUUUGUGACUGCCUUUUGAGAUAUUUGGAAAAUUCUUAAAAAGCUAUUUCUGCACAUUUUUUGUGUACAGUAAAAAAUCAUUAAACGAUUUCGAUCACAUGGUAUUAUUAAUCAACCUUUAUGAAAACCCAGUAUGCAAACGAAAGCAUUUAAAAUAGGGAGCCUAAAAAUAGAAACAACGCACCUAAAGACCUCUCGUGUAAGUCCAAAUAUAAACACCAGUGGUAGUAUUAUUUAUGUAUAUUGAAUUGUGUAUGCAAUUCAACAAGAGCUGUAUAUCGUGAAUUGUUUCUAUAAAAUUAGAAAUGUCUUGAAGUAUUCAAUUUAUAUAUAAACACAAAUAUGCACAGCUCUGUUUUCGACACAAGUAUUUUUUGUAAUCCAAUGACAUAGUUCUUUUCCAAAAGCAUGAGUUGAUUUUAUAUUUUAUGUUACAAAAUUCAUGAGAAACGUCUAAAUCGCAUCAUGACACAAAACAAAAAAAUGUUGAAACAAUUAUGUAUUUUAAUUAA
Messenger RNA from Scaptodrosophila lebanonensis, 1825 nucleotides. RefSeq lists its product as uncharacterized. The transcript has 3 exons. The coding region runs from base 327 to 773 and encodes 148 amino acids. Gene Ontology annotation, molecular function: carbohydrate binding. The record is from RefSeq and is a predicted model, not a curated record. Lineage: Eukaryota; Metazoa; Arthropoda; Insecta; Diptera; Drosophilidae.